UCGAAUACCGAUACAGUGCUAAGGGAGAGUUAGUAAGCGACAACACUUUAUUUUUCUGCGUAUCUGAUCAUAAAGUGUCGAAAGAAAGUCCUUGUUGAAAUUUUCGAAUCGAGACUUCAGCAGUAAAUAAAUUCUGAAUUAUAUAUGUUUCGCCUUUUUACGAUAGUGACGGUGCUCUUUAUGACGACUGACGCACAAUUGCACAGGACUUCAUUACAUAAGAUGGAUUCCAUUCGAGAAUCUUCGAAAAACGUUGGCACCAACUUGCAAGAAAUUCUUUCGUUAAGUGAUAAUCUUCCUUCAAUACGUUUGACCAAUUUUAAAAACAUUCAUUAUUAUGGCUCUGUUAAAAUUGGAACUCCACAGCAAAAAUUUAAAGUGAUAUUCGACGCUGGUUCCAAAGAUCUUUGGAUACUCUCCAAAAAAUGCACGCACCCUAUUUGUUGUAAUUCGUUGAUUUCAAAACAUAAUCAAUAUGAUAAUACAAGAUCCAAAACAUACAAUGAUAUAAGAAAUAGUAAAAAUUCUUAUCAUCCAGAUUUUUAUUCAUUUUAUAAAUAUUUUUAUGUAUCAGGAAAUGUAGUAAUUGAUACUGUGAAUGUUGCCAACCUCAAUAUAGAGAAUCAAACAUUUCUAGAAGCGAUAGAUAUAAUUGACAAAAGUGGGACUGUCGACAAUAUGUGUGUACGAACAUUUGAUGGUAUCUUUGGCCUGAGAUCUCUUGAUUAUUUUAUUAUUAUAAUCAAUGAUAAUAGAAUGACGCCUCUCUUUGAUAACAUUAUUGAACAAGGUCUAGUGUCAUCACGCAUUUUCAGUUUUUAUCUAAAUAGAAACACUUCAGCCGAUUUAGGUGGCAAACUGAUAUUCGGUGGUUCCGAUCCUGCUUGUUACGAAGGAGAUUUUACAUAUAUUCCCGUUACUAGCAAACAAUACUGGCAAUUUACCAUUGAUAGUAUCCAAAUGAAUGAUAUUACUUGGUGCCUGGGAGGCUGCGAAGCUAUCGUUGAUACAAAUGCUUGGCAAAUAACUGGACCACAAUCAGAUAUUUCAAAUAUUUAUAAUUUUACUGAAACUAAUCCACAAGGAAUAGUGAACUGCGAUCGAAUUUUUCAAUUGCCUACAAUCGGGUUUAUUUUGGAUGGUAAAGCAUUCGAUCUUGCCGGUAAAGAUUACAUCAUUCGGCAUCCAGAUAAUGAAAGUAUAUGUAUAACCAUCUUCUACAAACAAGACAUAGUUGAAAAUAAAAAAUGGGUUCUGGGUAUUCCAUUUAUUGGCCGUUAUUACACCGAGUUUGAUAUGGAGAAGAACCGAGUGGGAUUUGCUUUGGCAAAAAAUUCAUCGAAACAUAUAGAAAAUAUUUCUUUGUCACCAUUUAUUGAUAGUAACUACACCGAGUUUGACAUAGAGGAAGACCGAGUGGGAUUUGCUUUUGCGAAAAAUUCAUCGAAACAUAUAGAAAAUAUUUCUUCGUCAUCAUUUAUUGAUAGUAACUACACCGAGUUUGACAUAGAGGAUGACCGAGUGGGAUUUGCUUUGGCGAAAAAUUCAUCGAAACAUAUAGAAAAUAUUUCUUCGUCACCAUUUAUUGAUAAUAACUACACCGAGUUUGACAUAGAGGAAGACCGAGUGGGAUUUGCUUUGCCGAAAAAUUCAUCUAAACAUAUAGAAAAUAUUUCUUUGUCACCAUUUAUUGAUAGCAACUACAACGAGUUUGACAUAGAGGAUGACCGAGUGGGAUUUGCUUUGGCGAAAAAUUCAUCCAAACAUAUAGAAAAUAUUUCUUUGUCACCAUUUAUUGAUAGUAACUACACCGAGUUUGACAUAGAGGAUGACCGAGUGGGAUUUGCUUUGGCGAAAAAUUCAUCCAAACAUAUAGAAAAUAUUUCUUCGUCACCAUUUAUUGAUAGUAACUACACCGAGUUUGACAUAGAGGAAGACCGAGUGGGAUUUGCUUUUGCGAAAAAUUCAUCGAAACAUAUAGAAAAUAUUUCUUCGUCACCAUUUAUUGAUAGUAACUACACCGAGUUUGACAUAGAGGAAGACCGAGUGGGAUUUGCUUUGCCGAAAAAUUCAUCGAAACAUAUAGAAAAUAUUUCUUUGUCACCAUUUAUUGAUAGCAACUACACCGAGUUUGACAUAGAGGAUGACCGAGUGGGAUUUGCUUUGGCGAAAAAUUCAUCCAAACAUAUGGAAAAUAUUUCUUUGUCACCAUUUAUUGAUAGUAACUACACCGAGUUUGACAUAGAGGAAGACCGAGUGGGAUUUGCUUUGGCGAAAAAUUCAUCGAAACAUAUAGAAAAUAUUUCUUCGUCACCAUUUAUUGAUAGUAACUACACCGAGUUUGACAUAGAGGAAGACCGAGUGGGAUUUGCUUUGCCGAAAAAUUCAUCUAAACAUAUAGAAAAUAUUUCUUUGUCACCAUUUAUUGAUAGUAACUACACCGAGUUUGACAUAGAGGAAGACCGAGUGGGAUUUGCUUUGGCGAAAAAUUCAUCUAAACUUAUAGGAAAUAUUUCUUUGUCCCCAUUUAUUGAUAGUAACUACACCGAGUUUGACAUAGAAAAAAACCGAGUGGGAUUUGCUUUACCGAAAAAUUCAUCGAAACAUAUAGAAAAUAUUUCUUUGUCGCCAUUUAUUGAUAGUAACUACACCGAGUUUGACAUAGAGGAUGACCGAGUGGAAUUUGCUUUGGCGAAAAAUUCAUCCAAACAUAUAGAAAAUAUUUCUUUGUCACCAUUUAUUGAUAGUAACUACACCGAGUUUGACAUAGAGGAAGACCGAGUGGGAGUUUCUUUGGCGAAAAAUUUAUACAAACAUAUAAAAAGUAUUUCUUUGUCACUAUUUAUUGAUAGUAACUACACCGAGUUUGACACAGAGAAAGACCGAGUGGGAUUUGCUUUGUCGAAAAAUUCAUCGAAAUGUAUAGGAAAUCAUUCAUUGUCACCUUUUAUUGUAUACUUUAUCAUCAAAUUUUUAAAUUAUUGGUUUAGUUUUCGAUAGCAAAAAAACUGAAUGUUUUUUAUUCGCCAAAACACAAGCUACAAGGUUAACAUAUUAUCAAUGUAAAUUUUUGCGUAAUAUGUACAUUGUGCCUUAAUUUUCAACAGCAAUCCUUUAUCGUAAAGAAGCUGAAAUAAGCUUAUUACUAAUUAGAAGCGAAUUUUUGCGCAGUGUAAUUUGCUAAAUUCAUUGUUGCAUGACUAUCUAGUCGAUAUAAUCAGUCUAUCUUUAUAUACUAUAUAUUAUAUAUAUUAUCAGUAAGAUAUAGUCAGUCUUUAUCAGACUAUCUAUUCUUUCGGAACGCUGAUGUUUCUUUCAUUGUGAUUCUUAAUCAUUCACACAUUUAAUAAUUUAUUUUAAUACAAUUUGUUUUAGUUAUAAAACAAAAUAUUAAAUAAAAUAUUUUUAAAUUUUAUUAUUCGAUGGGACGCAUCGAUAACACGGAUAUGUUUUGAAUGCACGCGAUUAUAUAUAUAAUAGUUGCUAAAUGUCGAUAAACGAGAGCUCUAAGAAUCGAAUGCAAUUUAUUUUUUAUGUCUUUUUGUCCAGUCACAACGAAAGAUAGAAAGAAACUUGCUAGAAAGAUAGAAUGAAAUUUGCCAUAAAUUUCAAACGCAUAUUACGCUUUCUCGUGGUGACUGUGAUGUUGAUCGACGCGGAAAUCCAAAGCUAAAUU
Messenger RNA from Camponotus floridanus (Florida carpenter ant), 3676 nucleotides. RefSeq lists its product as uncharacterized. The record is from RefSeq and is a predicted model, not a curated record. Gene Ontology annotation, cellular component: lysosome. Gene Ontology annotation, molecular function: aspartic-type endopeptidase activity. Lineage: Eukaryota; Metazoa; Arthropoda; Insecta; Hymenoptera; Formicidae. Bases 145 to 3000 code for a protein of 951 amino acids. Gene Ontology annotation, biological process: proteolysis; cell death. The transcript has 8 exons.